AACCUAAUCUUUACAAGCUAUCGACAAAAUCAUCGAUAAUAAGGCAAUCGCAAAGCAAAAAUAAUUUUGGAAAGUGCAAAUUGCGAACAACGACAAAACUGACACAGGGCCAGGGACGUUGACGUCGUCGCCAUCGUCGUGAUAAUUGGAAAGUGGCAAAAAAAAAGCAACAACAGUAAACGAGCGCACAACGGUAAUAGCACUCAAUACACACACAAACGAACAUAUGUGCACACACAAGCACGCACACAUGGAGGCGUUUGUUUGAUGUACAAUUUAGAGCAAUCGAGCAACGAACAAAAGACAGACAAACAAAUUAUGACGGCGCGUGAAAAUGUUGCCAGCCGCUUGUCCAAAUUGAUGCUCAGCAAUAGCAAUAGCAAUAGCAACAGCAACAGCAAUGGCAGCAGCAACAGCAACAGCAUCAACGGCAGUUCAGCAGCCACGACGGCAGCAACGAUGUCCAUGGUGCAAUCACCGACGUCGCCUGGCGAGCAAUCCGAGUUGAAUCAAUUGAAACGCGAUGCGGAUCCGCAGUUCUCACGAUUUGCCGAUUAUUUUGUGAUAUGUGGCUUGGAUUUAGAUACGGGCCUGGAGCCCGAUCGUUUUGCUGGUGAUAAUUUGCACUGUUCGCCGCUGGAUCGCGCCUACAAGAGCAAACCAUUAGCCCAUUAUCCCGAAAAUGUACCCUGGAAUCCAUUCGAUGCACACGGCAUAUGUAUGUUGUCGCUGCCGCAGGGCCUGCGCUUUCGCACCCAGAAACACAAUAUUGAACCAAAGUUCCAUUCGUUUGCCACAACGAGAGAGGAUGGCAAACGUUGUUAUGGCUUCAGUUUGGUUUUCUACGAGGAGAUACGCAAUCGGAACAUCUGUGGCGCCAUCCACACGCUGCAGUCCAUGUUCAUAACGGAGCUAUCGAAUGGCCAGCAGACGCACUCACUGAGCCGCAUCAAGCAGGAUGGACCGGUCAGUCGUUCGCUGCCGCGACACUUCAAAGUAGCCGGCCAGGCGCCGCAGUCCGCACAAAGCUAUUACGACAUUAGCAAGGACAAGCUAUAUGUGGCCAAAAGUAUCUCAUUGAUUUGUCAAGCGCCCUAUGCAUUUGCCGCAGAGUUGUUCCUCAAGAAUCUGUACCGUUGUCUUCCACGACAGCCAGGCGCUGGCAUUAGUCUGGAGUCGUAUGUGUAUAACAUACUCUAUGAAGUGAUGCUACCUCAGCCGGGCAAAUCGAUACGCAUCUAUUUGCCACCCACGGAACCACAUCUGCCAGCUAUUGCAUUGAUCCUGCAACGUCCUGCGCUCGCCACUGAGCUGCCGCUGCUCGACUUUCCAUUGCGUUUGCUCUUCAGCUACCUGGGUGUGGAGUGCGUCAUUCAGCUGCUGACCUGUGUGCUGCUGGAGAGCCAGGUGCUGCUGCGUUCCACAGACUACCAAAGACUCAUGAUUGUGGGCGAGAGCAUCACAUCGCUGCUGUUUCCGUUCAUUUGGCCGCAUGUCUAUGCGCCUAUUUUACCCGCUGCACUGCAUCAUUUUCUGGACGCGCCGGUGCCGUUUGUGAUGGGUCUGCACGCCGGAUGCGAGGCAGCGCAUAAGAUUGGCAGUGAAGCAGCUUUGUGUUUUGUGGACAUCGACAAGAAGCACAUCCAGCUGCCCGAGGAGCUGCCGGUGUUUCCGCACAAGAUGGACUUUAUGGCCGAGAUCAUCUCGGUGCUGGACAAGUUCGAAAUCGAGCGCGAUCGCGCCCAGGAGCCCAGCCUAAAGAAUGGCUACUCCAUGCGUGGCGGCGCCGAUGCUAUGAUCUCUAGCUGCACGCUGCCCAACGGUGUGCAGGCAGCGCGUCGCAGCAAAGAGCGCUUCCAGCAACUACAGGAGACGGUCUACACGUUGUCCAAUAGUGGUGGCGGUGGCUCGCCCUCACAGAUGCCAGGCGUGGACUAUCAGCCAUUGGUGGCGCAUCCAUCGAAAAUCGACCAUGUGCCACGCAUUGCCGAUUUUCUGCGUCGCAAGGGAGGCAUGCGGGCUGCCCAGGCUGGUGGUGGCUCCCCCGUUGGCAGUCCCACUCUGUCCUUGUCUUCGUCCCCAGUGGGCAUCUAUCAGGAUGUCGAUGCCGUGGAUUCAACACUGCCGCCCUCUCGCAUGGGCUCGUUAUCGCGGCGCGCUGAAAAGCCAAUUUUGUCGGCGGUGGAGCAAUACUAUCAGGAUUUGCGCAUAAAUAACUCGCUGCGAGAGAUAUUUCUGAAUCGUUUCGUUCACAUGUUCCAUGCCUACGAAUACUUUGUCAUCUAUCCCAAUCAGGCCAAGGACGAGUGGCUCUCGAAUCGCGAAACACUGCAAAAUUUCGACAAGUCGUCCUUUCUCUCCGAUCAGCCAGAACAUCAUCGCGCCUUUCUCUCGCGCUUCCUUGAAUCUCAAAUGUUUGCCACGCUCAUUGACAACAAAAUUCUGGCCAUGUGGGAGCCACAGCCGGAUGAGCAGCUGCAGCUAUUCGAUCAGCGCAUUAAGCUGCUAAGGCGUCGACAUGGCGAGAAUAUGAUCUGCGCCACCAGCUAUGAGCCAUGCGUGCUCAGCCAGGAUUCGCAGCAGUGCUUCGAGAAGCGUCUCAAUUGCAUUGACAUUGAGGUGACGCCGCCAAGUGAGAUUUUAUCUAAUCGUGCCGCCUACUUUCGCAGCUUUCCGCUGCUUGAGAAGGGUGUGUUGAAUCAGGAGUGCGCCUCGAGAGGCAACAGCUUGCGACGGGUUAAGAAUGGAAACAAAUGGCGUGCCCGGGAGAUAUCGCUGGAUCAGAAGCCGUCGAACAGUGCCAAUUGCAACUCGAAUGCGGCCAUCAAUCGACUCUCGGCCAAUCUGACCACAACGGACGUCAGUCCCGCUCUGAUAGCGCAGGCCAACUGGACAUUUGUGGAGCGCUUGCUAAAGGACAUCAAGUCGAAGACGAAGCGCAUGCUGCUCGAGAAGAUGGGACACGAGGCGGUGGCCCUAGGCCUCAAAGGCGACGGCGUCGAGGAGAACACACUUAUAGCGAGCAUGUGCGAUUUGCUGGAGAAGAUCUGGUCGCAUGGCCUACAGAAUAAACAGGGCAAGUCGGCGCUAUGGGCUCAUCUGCAGGCCUAUCUGGAGCAGCAGGAGUCACGCAGCGUGGAACCUGCAACGCCAGUGUCCAGUAGCCCCAGCAGCAACAAGAUGAAUAUUGCCAGCGCCUCGCCAGCGUUGGCCUGGAAUGCCAUGCGCAAACGCAUGGAUUAUUUGUCCACAUUCCAAACGGAUUUCGAGAGUCCUCCCAGUCCGAAUCGUAGUCGUUCACGGGAUCGCAACAAAUUUGUGGGCCUGGAGCAGCUGUGCCCGCUGCCCGAGUCGCUGGAGUUUGAUGUCAAAAACGUGCUGGCCAUGGCGGACAUCAAGACACACAUUGGUUAUACGCGCGCCUGGGUGCGUCUCUCCUUGGAGAAAAAACUCCUGUCCCGCCACUUUCGCACACUGCUCUCCGAUGAGAGUCUGCUGCGUACACUCUACAAGCGGUCUGCCUUCCUGCGCUGCGAGGAGGAGAAGGAGCAGUUUCUCUAUCAUCUGCUUACGCUCAAUACUGUGGACUACUUCAGCUUUACCAACAUCUAUCCCACAACGAAGUUGCCCUAUCGCGUUGUCAUCUUUCCAUCACGUAAACACGGCUCCUACCACACCUCCAGCAACGUGUGGAUCAUGGUCUCCGGCACCAUGAAUGAAACCCAACGUGUGCCCGUGCCCAAGGGCUCGUUGGAGUUCAUCUUUCAUUACAAGAAUCUUGGCUUGCUGACCACCAUGCGCAUAGGACAUGACAACUCGGGGCCGAGUCACAAGUGGCUGGUGGAGCAGGUGGUAAUGAGGAAUGAGGUCACUGGGCACACCUACAAAUUCCCUUGCGGCCGUUGGCUGGGCAAGGGUGUCGACGACGAUUCGACGGAACGCCUGCUGGUUGGUCAACGUGUGCUCACCAGCGUUAAGAAUGCCGAGCUGGUGCCACCUACACGCACACCUCCACGGACUCGCAGUCCCAGUGUGCAGCGCCAGGAGUCGGUGUCGCCCUCAGAGGUUCAGCAUCAGUUGGGCAACUGCGUCAACGUGAUUGUCAAGUGGCAUUACAAACCAAGUCGGGAUCGUGAUGUGGGCACCCUGACGAAUCUGUUGUGUGGUGAUGAUGGAUUGGUUAAAUGCCUGGAACAGGUCUUCCUUUGCGGCUUUCGUUCAUCCCGUUUCUUCGGACGUAAUCUGUACAUCUGGGAUUACUUUACCAAGAUCAAAGAGCUUUUCGAACAGAAUCUGCAACAGGAACUGGAUGAUUCGGCAUCCAGUCUGGACUCCUCCUUCAGUAAUGGCAGCUGCAACAGCUUGCAGAGGCGUGAAAUUUCCAGCAUAUGGCGUCUCUAUGUGCAGCUCAUGGACGAGAUUAAUGGUACGGCCAGCACACUGGGCAAAGAUGGCAAAUUUCAGCUGCUCAUAUGCCUCAGUUUAAGGGAGCAUCUGCUGACACGUCUUAUCAAACCCAUGGCUUUGACGAAGGUCACCCAGGAGAUGUACGAGGAGGAGAGUUUUUUGCGUCGUCGCAAUCUUUUAACAUUUCUUAUACAAAUUUUGGAGCCGCUCGAUGACUGCCACAUCGUGCUGGAGAACUCCAUUACACAGGGCAUACGCAUUCCAUCCCAGUGCUGAGAAUAUAAUUAGACAAGGUAUCUCCCAGCCUAUCACUCACCCACAGACAUAUGCAACCAGUGACCUAGAAUACUCAUACAUAUGCCCUUAAUUAGUUAACGGGGAAUCUCUAAAACUCGAAUUCGUUGUUAGUUUGAUCGAAGCUAAUAAGACUUGUCAUCCAAUUUUAAUCCUAAUCCCAAACACUUGCCAUCGAACUCGCUUGCCAAGUGUUCACGAGUCAAAUUGUGAAGCCAAAGUUUAACAAAAAAAAUUCUGUGCAAUUAUGAAAUUAAUCCCAAAUAAUUCUAAAAAAAAAAAGUUGUUCAAUACGAAUUAUUGUGUAGAAUUUAGCAUUUAAGCUCCUCCAAUAACUUGGUCAAUUUUUACCCUAAGUUA
Molecule: messenger RNA, 5061 nt
Organism: Drosophila arizonae
Lineage: Eukaryota; Metazoa; Arthropoda; Insecta; Diptera; Drosophilidae
Gene: pns
Product: DENN domain containing pinstripe
Molecular function (GO): guanyl-nucleotide exchange factor activity; small GTPase binding
Source: RefSeq, a predicted model, not a curated record